GAAGGAGGAGAGGGACCAAAACAAGAGAAGCAGAGAGGGAAUAAACUGAGGACGGAGCUGGACUACAUACCUAGUCUGAGGGAGCCAGAUUAGCAGUGACUCAGAGCUUUUGGAAUAUUAACCACCAGAGAAUAUGGAUUUGCACCACUGUUUGCCUGCAUAGUGCAUAUUCAUGUGAGUUUAUGUGUGCCACCGAGGGACUGAAGGGAGAAGGAAUUCAACCUUAUUAUAAGAGAGUCUCUCAGUGCCCCCCUCCUCAAAGACUUGAAGCAGAGGAGCCCAGAGGGGGACAAGGUGGUAAGGGGGCUAGGGGGACCCCCACUGCACCAAGAACACCUAGGACAAAGUGAGUGGAACCAAACGCUAACAAGGAUGUAAUGGUGAAGGUGGACACCAGCUCUCCAGGGUUCUCAGGCCUCUGAGCCAGUUGACCAGGUGAUGGGGAGACGGGCGGCUGACCUGACCACCGCCGUGCCAGUACUAGGAGUUCCCGCCCUGGUGGGGGUACGUGAUUGGAGGACAGUAGGAGGGGAAAGGGCCGGGGAAGUGCUGCCCCUGACAUGGGGUCCCCAGUGCAGCAUCGGAGUGCAGACUUCGCCUGGUGUAAGAGCCCCUCCCAUUCUGCAGGGCACGCAACUAAUUGGCACAUUUCCUGUCCAAUCAGACAGCAGGAUUACUCCCAAAUCCAAUGGCUACAUCCCAAAGGAGCCAAAGGAAGAGGAAGGAAUCAGACAGACUAAGAGUGUCAGAGAAAGAGUGGUUAUUACAAAACAGAGGAGUUUAGAAUCCAAGAUCAAACAGGGUGUGACUUUUGAAGGGAUUUCCAGUAAGCUCACAAAGAAUGUGUUCUUCAACCAACGGAAAAGUGGGACUUAUUGCUAUGCCCGGGCAAUCAAGACUAACCCACACUUAUCAGGGGGCAUGGGGAAUAGCAAGCUCAAAGGGAGGCGGGACAUGCGCUACACCAAUGGCAGUGUAGUUGACUCUGAGGCUAUAGGAGGGAUUUGUAUUGACGGCAGUGAUGAGGCAGAGCCUGUCUCAACCAUGUCCUCUGGAGAAGGGGACCAAUCAAAACCUAAAGAGCAUUCUGUGGCAUAUUCAUAUUGUGGGAAUACAAAACGACCACGAGCUCCCCCACCUCUCCAAAUGCCCCAGCGGAUCUGCAGCCACUGUGGAGGGAGACAGACUGUGGUCCCAGGAGCUGGAGCUGCCAGUCUGGGAGAUAAGAGCCCUUCCUCUGCAUGCCCUGAAGGAACAGCAGCCAUGAAAGCACCUCCUUCACUCACAGACAGAAACAACCUUCCCCUUUCACAUACUGAGAAAGAGAGAGACUCUGCGUUCUCUCCUCUGAGGCAUGCAGACAGGGAUCGGAUACAAAGCCAGUGGACACACACAGACUCUCUACCCCCCCACCCCCACUGUAAUCCCCCUAUUCAGAACAACAAAGACAGGAAACCCAAUCUGCCUGAAAGCCCAGCGCCUGCAUGGCAGAACAGAGAUCUGAAACAGACUAAUGGUUAUGCCUCCCAUCCCACAUACCCCCUGCAUACCUCUACCCGAGACCCAGUAGAAACCGCAGACACACCUUCACAAAAACACUCAGACAAGGCAGCCAGCCUCACGAGCAUCUUACACACAACGACGGCGACAGUCACCAAGGCGACUAUUGAACCCAGGCGUACAAAUGCCAACUUCCUUGAGACCCCAUCACACUUGAGUAAGAUUCCUCGACCAACACCACUCACACUUUCUCCCCAAAUCGCCGUGGCCACGAGGCCAAACACGCCACGCACACACCGUAAGCAUCCGAAGACACAACCCAAACCCUCAAUCACAUCUAGUCACCCUUACCCUGUAAACCCACCACACAGAACCUCUCCUCCAAACCCUGUAAACCCACCACACAGAACCUCUCCUCCAAACCCUGUAAACCCACCACACAGAACCUCUCCUCCAAACCCUGUAAACCCACCACACAGAACCUCUCCUCCAAACCCUGUAAACCCAUCCUGGGUUAUUACAUCCCCUAAGCCUGAAAAAACUCCACACACAACAACUCUUUCUUUCACUGCUACGACAUUACAUAGAAGCGCACCCCCUUAUCCCACUAAACCCCGUAAGUCUCCAAAGGCACUCACAGCUGCACCACCUACCCCUGUAUGCACACCGACAACAACAACACUCCCAAACACAGCUACUACGGCGACAUAUAGAAUAGUCCCUAGCCAUGCUAACACGUCACACACAACUACCACGUCAGCAAACACACCAUAUACCGCCACUCUGGCUAACCCUUAUAACACAUCACAUACCACUACUCCUAACACAUCACACACAACUACACCCACAAUACGCACCACUACACGCCCAAAACCUUUGUCCUAUACCCCUAACCAUUCAAACACAUCGCACACACCUACAUCCCCUUACUUAGUUUACACAUCCCCCAAAACACCCCCCAGUGUUGAGAACGCAUCACAGGCAACUACAUCUACUCGGCGCCAUCCCUCAACCACAUCCCUGACUGACUCGAGACCAUUGAUCGUGACGCAGAUGCAAUACAAUAAACCACCUGACCCAUCAGACAGAUCACAUAAUAAGAUAACACUCGCAAAGACACACGCUGAACACCACUACCACGCAAACACUCAUAAGCGAUUUGUCGUUGAACCAAUAAUGCACGCAAAUGUAUAUCCAAAGCUACUGACCGUCUCCACCAGAAACACACACUGUAGCCCUGUCAUCGCGUCACAGACAAACGAGGAAAGGGACUCUAGAAUGUCCAAUGCAUCAAAGGUCACUGACCUCCCAGAAUGCGUCGCUGAAAAGGAUGCAAACAAAGAAGGAGAAGAGCAGGGACACUUCGCCACAAACCUAAAACUUGGGUCUGAGCCUCAGAUACGCUCCCACACAGAGCACAUUCCCUCCAGCGCAUUCCCCACUCAUGCAAAUACCACAUCCACAUUCGGACUUGACGGGCAGACAUACACAAAUGACGCUCCACCUUCCGUCACACCACAGACACGAGCAGACCCUAAGGUCCUCAUUGCAACCCAGACGAACACUUCUGCACAUGUCAAACCCGUCACCAAAACACCAAGCCACAGAAACACAGACUUCAGUUCCACAUCAACGCCAAACGAACACACAAGCCCCACACACCGACUCAUACCACAGGCCCGUCCGUACACCAUCACUGAUCUCCUCACACACACACCCAUAGAACCCGAGUGCUACCGCCUUUUGCCUCCAUCCCGCAUGGCUCACCUAGCCUCCUACACCCUCACCCAUCCCAAUCAGACACACCAGAUGAUCCAUCCAGUAUUUCAGUUUUUAUCGUCAAGCACCACCCCGCAGCCAUCCCAAGACGAUUCCAGGCUGGCUCACUCCCACCCGGCUGACGCAGCGCUGCUGCUGCCCCCUUCCCCACAGUGCAGCAGGCCAGCCCCGCUCCAACGGAGGCUGCAGUUUGUAGAGGCCAACCUGGCAGCCAACCAGGACAGGAUCACUACCCUUCUCAACAUCAUCCAAGACCUGGAGAUGAGCCAAGCUCUCAGCAAGGGUCGGCGAUGCUACAGGACAGGGCAGGACCUCAGGGAGUGCUACACCUGUCAGAAGACCGCUUGUAUCGUCUACAGUGUGGAGUAUGACUUCAGGCAGCAAGAGAGACGUUUCUUGGCGGUUCUGAAUCCUCAGAAGGCUGACAACAACGCUACAACAUUUCUCCCCUCCCUGCCUCACAACCCCACCUUGCUGACGAAUGCCAUCACUAAGACCAUGACCAAGUCCAAGGUUAAGAGCAAAAAGUUGUGCAAGACACUUUUCCGAUGGCUGCCUAGGAAAAUUCAGCGGACAAAGUCCUCCUUUCACCAACUCUCUCCAGAUCAUUUGAACUCCUAGCAUGCUGUCCAUGAGGUAUCCCCUGUAAUAUAAAAUCUGAUGUCCCUAUUACAGGAAGCAGCGCUUGUCAUCGUGGAAGACAAUGCCACUUCCUGUUCACAUGAUAGCUGUUCUGAAAUCUGAUUUGCUCCUUUAAGGCUGAUUGACACCCUACUGUCCAAUCAGGACAUAGCAUGAACAGGAUAUCCCCAAUAGUAACUAGUGACAUUUGCCCAGUCGAGCAAGAGUAUAUCGUAAGGGAAAACUUCAUCCUUCAGGUGAAAAUCAUAAACCUUCAUCCAAAGCACAUGCGAUAGUUUUGUUGAACUAGAUGAGACUUCCAAAGGUUUGCUGGAUUGCAAUCACCAUUUUUCAGAGUAAAUGUAGAUGAAAGUCCACUUAGUUAUGUUCUAUAGUGUCUUGUAGCUAAGUGUUGCCGUCCCCUUACAGAUUCCCCUAACCAGCUUAUCCCAGGGUAAAUGUACCUACCUGAUUUUUUGGAGAAAUAAACCAAAGCUACAGCACAUACUGUA
Messenger RNA from Oncorhynchus gorbuscha (pink salmon), 4412 nucleotides. Its product is annotated as mucin-6-like. Gene Ontology annotation, cellular component: postsynaptic density. Bases 439 to 3900 code for a protein of 1153 amino acids. The transcript is spliced from 4 exons. The record is from RefSeq and is a predicted model, not a curated record. NCBI's taxonomy places the organism in Eukaryota, Metazoa, Chordata, Actinopteri, Salmoniformes, Salmonidae. Gene Ontology annotation, biological process: inhibitory postsynaptic potential.